Prosopis cineraria is the source of this 543-nucleotide messenger RNA. Its product is annotated as leghemoglobin-2-like. Lineage: Eukaryota; Viridiplantae; Streptophyta; Magnoliopsida; Fabales; Fabaceae. The transcript has 4 exons. Bases 1 to 543 code for a protein of 180 amino acids. Gene Ontology annotation, molecular function: heme binding; oxygen binding. The record is from RefSeq and is a predicted model, not a curated record.
AUGGAGGAAAGGCUGAAGCAAGUUAUUCUCAAGCUUUUAGGUCAUGUUAAGAGGUUGAAUGAAAAGAAUAAAGGGCUGUGUGGACAAAGAAAGAAGGAAGAACAGAUUAAUGGCAUUAUACAUGGGUUGGAUGAGGCGAAGAAGAAACUAAAGAUGGCAAUGGGAGCUUUAAUAUUGUUAGUAGGGAAUGCACCCACGGAAAAAGAUUUGUUCCCUUUCUUGAAAGGUUCAAAUGAAAUUCUAAAAAAUAAUCCUCAGCUAGAAGCUCAAGCCUUGAAGGUUUUUAAGCUAACUUUUGAAUCAACAAUUCAAUUGCGAGAGAAAGGAGGGGUUGUGAUAGCAAAUCCUGCAGUGAACCAAUUAAGCUCUGUACACGUCCAGAAAGGAGUUGUUGAUACACAUUUUGAGGUGGUGAAAGAGGCACUGUUAAAAACAGUGAAGGAAGUUGCCAGAGCAAAAUGGAGUGAGGAUUUGAACAAUGCAUGGGCUAAGGCAUAUGAUGGGGUGGCUGCUUUAAUAAAAAAGGAAAUGAAAGAAAUAUAG